Messenger RNA from Paraglomus brasilianum, 538 nucleotides. The record is from the annotation of a GenBank genome assembly. NCBI's taxonomy places the organism in Eukaryota, Fungi, Glomeromycota, Glomeromycetes, Paraglomerales, Paraglomeraceae.
GAUCAACUUUAGAGUUGUGGAAACUGCAAUUAACAACUUCUUACAAGUUGAUCCGCAAGGAAGUGCAAAACUAGUGAGAGUGCGCACCCUCCUCCCUGUGCAGUUUGGUGGAAAGACGAAAGCAGAGAUUGAUGCCGUUAUCCGCAAUACAGAGGAUCUCGUGGUUGCCCUUCGCUUUGGUAAAGCAGAUGAUCCAGUGUGUAUGCGGCUAGAUUAUAUUCUUAGCAAAGCAUCGCCAGAGCUCGCUAGAAUGGCAGUUAUACACACAGUUGAUAUCUCACAUGUUCCUGCAUAUGUCUCCUACUUCGACAUAACUCUUAUUCCAGCCACAAUCUUUUUCUUCAAUGCGCAGCAUAUCAAAGUUGACUAUGGUACGCCUGAUCAUACAAAGUUUAUCGGAACCUUUGUGAAUAAGCAGGAUUUUAUUGAUUUGAUCGAAGUUAUAUACAAAGGAGCAAUGAGAGGGAAACUGGUUGUAGUAAGUCCAAUUGAUAGAAGAAGAAUUACUCAAUAUGAGUUGGUGUAUAAGGAUAUUUAA